This is a messenger RNA of Acanthochromis polyacanthus (spiny chromis), 834 nucleotides long. It is a transcript of the gene spaca4l, whose product is annotated as sperm acrosome associated 4 like. The record is from RefSeq and is a predicted model, not a curated record. NCBI's taxonomy places the organism in Eukaryota, Metazoa, Chordata, Actinopteri, Pomacentridae.
GCGGAAAAGUUUGUCGUUUGAUCGAGAUUAUAACGGUCUGGGCUUCUCCUCACUCCGUGCUCACUCUGCCGCUGUGUUUUUGUCCUUUAAAAAAAAAAAUCCCUCCAAGAUGAACAGAGUUGUCCUCCAGCUGGUCGCAGUCGGAAUCUGCUUUGCAAUCGGUCAAGCUCUGGAGUGCUACAAAUGUGACAUCGGCUUUUGGAAGCUGUGCAUAACGACUGAAACCACAUGUUCAGACGGGGAACUCUGCUUCAGCGGUGAAGGGAAAGCAGCCGGCUUCGUGGACAUCAAGAAGAAGGGCUGUCUACCAGAGGCCGAAUGCAACCAGACCGAACAGGUGAACUUCCCCACCAGUGGGAACACCACCGUAACUCUCAUCACCAAGACCUGCUGCAACACCAACCUGUUGCAACGCCGGCCCCGCCUCCCCGGAACCCCGGCCUGAUCUUGGCCAUCUCUGCCGUCUCUGCUCUGCUGGUGGCCAACUUUUAAUAAGAUCAACAGAUGACAAAUGACCCAAAGUGCACACAUAAACACACACCCUACAUAUUGUACACACAAGUGCUGCACAGAUUAAAUUAAAUACUCUCCUCAGACACGAGCUGUGCAGUUUUAGAACCUCACAGCUUCAUUUUGUUUCUUUUUUUUUUUUUUUUUAAACUUUGAUCUUUUGUUUACUGUCAUAGAGGUGUAUUGUAUUUUUGGUUUCACACAAGUGUUUGUAUCGCUUAAAGCUCAGUUCCCUCUUGUGUUUUUUUGUAAUAUUUUUGGUACACACAGCCCUCGUUUGGCUGUAACGCUGACAGAUGAAUUAACAAUGAGUGUCGAACAUUC